UCCCACUUGACAGUCUGUAUGUCUGUCAUCAACUCAAUGGACCCGUCGUCAAUUCCUCUCUCACUCCUAACUUAGUGCUCCUCAGUCCACACACACACACCCACGCUUCAAGUGAUAUCACCUCUCUCUCUCUCUCUCUCUCUCUCUCCUUAGAUCGCGUCACAUUGCCCUUCAGUCACAAUGGCUUCAGUCGUCGACUCUGCGUGGACGUAUCUCAUCACCCAUUUUAGUGACUUUCAACUGGCUUGUCUUGGAAGCUUCUUUCUUCAUGAGAGCAUCUUUUUCUUGUCUGGACUUCCAUUUAUAUUUAUGGAAAGGGCUGGGUGGCUGAGCAGAUACAAAAUACAGACUAAGAAUAACACACCUGCUGCCCAGGAGAAAUGUAUCUCUCGGCUAUUGCUCUAUCAUUUUUGUGUCAAUCUACCUGUUAUGAUUCUAUCCUAUCCAAUCUUCACAUCCAUGGGGAUGCGAAGUACACUUCCAUUGCCGUCCUGGAAAGUAAUCUCAACUCAGAUUUUAUUCUACUUCAUCCUUGAGGACUUUGUCUUCUACUGGGGCCACAGGAUUUUACAUACAAAAUGGCUUUACAAGCAUGUCCACAGUGUCCAUCAUGAAUAUGCAACGCCUUUUGGCCUGACUUCUGAAUAUGCGCACCCUGCUGAGAUUCUAUUUCUUGGGUUUGCUACUAUACUCGGUCCUGCCAUCACCGGGCCCCAUCUGAUAACUUUGUGGUUAUGGAUGGUACUUAGAGUCCUUGAAACAGUUGAGGCACACUGUGGAUAUCAUUUCCCCUGGAGUUUCUCAAACUUAUUGCCUUUAUAUGGCGGAGCUGAUUUUCAUGACUAUCAUCACCGACUGUUGUACACAAAGAGCGGAAACUAUUCAUCUACUUUUGUUUACAUGGAUUGGAUAUUUGGUACUGAUAAGGGUUAUAGAAAAUUGAAGGAGCUGAAGAGCGGAGGGGCCGAGACAAUGGUUAAGGAGAUGUAAAAGUUAACGGGACAUCUAGGUUUGUGAUUUUGGAGCAUCAUCGUCUUGACUGGUUUCAUAUCAUUUUGGUUUCUUAGGUUGUUUGCAAUUGCAAUUUGUAUCCCAAUGCUGCUGCAGUUAGUAUUUUGUGUUAUGCGGAAUCAAGUCAUGGCUUGUUAUGGAUUUUGUGCUGCAACUGUAACCACAUGAAUGCAUUCCGCACUUUGUUCAGCUCUCA
Salvia miltiorrhiza (redroot sage) is the source of this 1207-nucleotide messenger RNA. RefSeq names its product methylsterol monooxygenase 2-2. The transcript has 7 exons. Bases 181 to 990 code for a protein of 269 amino acids. The record is from RefSeq and is a predicted model, not a curated record. Gene Ontology annotation, molecular function: iron ion binding; C-4 methylsterol oxidase activity. NCBI's taxonomy places the organism in Eukaryota, Viridiplantae, Streptophyta, Magnoliopsida, Lamiales, Lamiaceae. Gene Ontology annotation, biological process: sterol biosynthetic process; 4-alpha-methyl-delta7-sterol oxidation.